This is a messenger RNA of Pyrus x bretschneideri (Chinese white pear), 3437 nucleotides long. Its product is annotated as probable alpha-mannosidase At5g13980. The record is from RefSeq and is a predicted model, not a curated record. Lineage: Eukaryota; Viridiplantae; Streptophyta; Magnoliopsida; Rosales; Rosaceae. Gene Ontology annotation, biological process: mannose metabolic process. The transcript is spliced from 27 exons. Bases 178 to 3246 code for a protein of 1022 amino acids. Gene Ontology annotation, molecular function: alpha-mannosidase activity; carbohydrate binding.
ACAGUCCAUCCGAUUUUGUUGAUUUGCAACAUCUUCUUCCUUAAUAUUGUCGCCCCAUCACAAUAUACAUACAUAGAUACAUAGAUACAUAUAUAUAUAUAUAUAUUAUAUGUAAAAACUUUUCUAGGGUCUCAGUGCAUUCCGUCACCGACACCGACAACAUUAACCUGCGACGACAUGGCGGCCUUUGAAGCUUGCCGCCGUGUAACACGGCUUCUGUUGUUAGUAGUAGUAGUACUAGUUGUGUCCGAGUUUAUACUGUCUGCGGAGUCCAAGUAUAUGCAGUACAAUACGACGUCGGGGCUUGUCGCCGGGAAGCUGAACGUGCAUUUGGUCCCUCAUAGCCACGACGACGUGGGGUGGUUGAAGACCAUCGAUCAGUACUACGUUGGCUCCAAUAAUUCCAUUCAGGGAGCUUGCGUUCAGAACGUGCUGGAUUCUCUGGUUCCGGCUUUGUUGGCCGAUAAGAACCGCAAGUUCAUAUAUGUUGAGCAGGCUUUUUUCCAACGUUGGUGGAGAGAGCAGAGCGAGGGGACUCAGAACAUAGUGAAACAGCUAGUCAACGACGGUCAACUUGAACUCAUAAAUGGGGGGAUGUGCAUGCACGACGAGGCUGCCACUCAUUACAUUGAUAUGAUUGAUCAGACGACUCUCGGGCAUCGGUUUAUCAAACAAGAAUUCAAUGUGACUCCGAGGAUUGGAUGGCAGAUCGACCCGUUUGGACAUUCUGCAGUGCAGGCUUACCUGUUGGGAGCUGAGGUUGGAUUCGAUUCUCUUUUCUUUGCAAGAAUCGACUACCAAGACAGAGCUAAACGGAUGGGUGACAAAAGCCUCGAGGUUGUCUGGCGGGGUUCUAAGAGUCUCGGUUCAUCUGCACAGAUUUUCGCAGACGCAUUUCCUAAGAAUUAUGAACCUCCUUCUGAUAAUUUCUACUUUGAAGUUGAUGACCCUUCACCUAUUGUACAAGAUGAUACGUUUCUGUUUGACUACAAUGUGCCGGAUCGUGUUAACGACUUUGUAUCAGCUGCAAUGUCACAAGCAAACAUCACGCGUACGAAUCAUAUCAUGUGGACUAUGGGAACGGACUUCAAGUAUCAAUACGCUAAUACAUGGUUCCGACAGAUGGAUAAGUUCAUCCAUUAUGUGAAUCAAGAUGGGCGUGUCAAUGCGCUAUACUCAACGCCAUCAAUAUACACCGAUGCCAAGUAUGCAGCAAAUGAAUCCUGGCCAAUCAAGACCGAUGACUUCUUUCCAUAUGCCGACAUUGUGAAUGCUUACUGGACUGGAUAUUUCACGAGCAGGCCAGCCAUCAAAGGAUAUGUUAGAACACUGAGCGGCUACUAUAUGGCAGCAAGACAAUUGGAGUUUUUCAAGGGGUUGAACAAGUCGGGGCCUAACACAGAUUCGUUGGCUGAUGCUUUAGCGAUUGCUCAACAUCAUGAUGCAGUUAGUGGCACAGAGAAGCAGCACGUGGCGUAUGAUUAUGCAAAACGGCUCUCAAUAGGUUACAAGGAGGCGGAGCAGGUUGUUGCGGAAUCACUUGCUUGCUUGACAGAGACAAAAUCAGAAGCUGGUUGCAAGAGUUCAUCAACUAAGUUUCAACAGUGUCCACUUCUAAAUAUUAGCUAUUGUCCCCCAUCAGAAGCUGAUCUAUCAAAUGGGAAAACCCUGGUUAUUGUUGUCUACAAUGCUCUCGGAUGGAAGAGAGAGGAUAUCGUAAAGAUUCCUGUUUUCAGUGCGAACGUCACUGUAAGGGAUUAUACAGGAAAAGAAAUUGAAUCACAAAUCUUACCGCUGCUUAAUGCGUCAGUGGGUCUAAGAAACAAUUAUGUUAAGGCAUAUCUGGGUGUAUCACCAAGUGUCACACCAAGUUACUGGCUUGCAUUUUCAGCAACUGUACCACCUCUUGGUUUUAGCACUUACACCGUGUCAAGUGCCACACGAACAGCUACAACUUCAGAGAGACAAACUGCUUACAAGUCAGAAACGAGUCAGAAUGAUACCAUAGAAGUCGGGCCAGGAAAAUUGAAACUUGUUUAUUCCGGAAAUGAUGGAAAACUUACUCAAUACAUCAACACCGGAAGCUUGGUCACCAAGUCGAUACAACAAGCUUUUAGUUAUUAUCCUGGAGAUGAUGGAGAUCAUGGAAGUGCGGAUAAACAGGCCUCGGGAGCUUAUAUCUUCCGCCCUAAUGGUACAGUCCCCAUUAACUCCGAAGGGCAGGGUUCUUUUACUGUACUGAGGGGACCGCUGUUAGAUGAAGUACAUCAGAGGAUCAACUCUUGGAUAUAUCAGGUCACUAGAUUGUACAAGGAAAAGGAGCAUGCUGAGAUUGAAUUCACAGUUGGGCCUAUACCAAUCGAUGAUGGAAUUGGCAAAGAAAUUGUGACUAAGAUUACAACCGGCAUGGAAACCAACAAAAAGUUCUACACAGAUUCUAACGGGCGUGAUUUUAUUGAAAGAAUUCGAGACUAUAGAAGGGAUUGGAACUUGGAAGUGAGUCAACCUGUCGCAGGAAAUUAUUAUCCGAUUAAUCUCGGACUCUACACAAAAGACAACAACACGGAGUUUUCAGUACUAGUAGAUAGAUCUGUGGGUGGAUCCAGCAUUGUGGAUGGGCAAUUGGAACUCAUGGUUCAUAGGAGGUUGCUCCAUGAUGAUGACAGAGGCGUUGGAGAAGCUCUAAACGAAACUGUGUGCAUUCAAGAUGGUUGCAAAGGAUUAACAAUCAUCGGAAAGUACUACCUCAGACUUGAUCCAUUGGGAGAGGGUGCUAAAUGGCGCCGAUCAUUUGGUCAGGAGAUAUACUCUCCAUUUCUUUUAGCCUUCACAGAACAAGAUGAAGAUAGCUGGAAAAGCUCUCAUGUCACAACCUUUUCGGGAAUGGAUCCUUCCUACACUUUACCUGAUAAUGUCGCGAUAAUAACCCUCCAGGAGCUGGAUGAUGGAACACUUCUGUUCCGCCUUGCACAUUUAUACGAGAUUGAUGAGGACAAGGAUCUUUCGGUCAUGGCAAGUGUAGAGCUCAAAAAAGUGUUUGCAGAUAAGAAGAUUAGAAAAGUAACGGAAAUGAGUUUAUCUGCAAACCAAGAAAGAGCGGAAAUGGAGAAGAAGCGACUAGUGUGGAAAGCAGAAGGCUCCUCCGAAGGAGAAGCCAAAGUGUUGAGGGGAGGACCUGUUGAUCCAACAAAGCUGGUGGUUGAACUUGCUCCAAUGGAAAUCCGAACGCUUAUCAUCGACUUCUAGUCCAAAUAUCCGACGGCUGAAAGUAAGAAUGUGCGACGUACAGACAUUGCUUUCGCUCGAUACUAAGCUCGAACACUCAAGGGUGCUCGGAUAACUUGGAUUCAGAAGGCACUGAAUCAAAAUGAAGUUCAGAGUCCUUUAUGAUUGUUAUACAUUAUUGCUUAUGUUAUAAGAUAAUGUGAUGUGGAUCA